This is a messenger RNA of Diutina rugosa, 861 nucleotides long. It is a transcript of the gene STP4, whose product is annotated as Stp4p. The transcript has a single exon. Gene Ontology annotation, biological process: regulation of DNA-templated transcription. The record is from RefSeq and is a predicted model, not a curated record. NCBI's taxonomy places the organism in Eukaryota, Fungi, Ascomycota, Pichiomycetes, Serinales, Debaryomycetaceae. Bases 1 to 861 code for a protein of 286 amino acids. Gene Ontology annotation, molecular function: DNA-binding transcription factor activity, RNA polymerase II-specific; RNA polymerase II cis-regulatory region sequence-specific DNA binding.
AUGUUGAACACGGUGCAACCCCAUACCAACGUGCAGUUGCCGCUGAUCCACCUGCUCUUAGAGUUCCCCACCCUGGCGGCGCUGGCGCCGGCGCCGGCGCCGUACCCGAUGAUGGCGCCGCCAUUGGCGCCGCCGGUGGGCUACGCCCACCCCGUUCAGCUUCUGGCAUACAACUUUGCCCCCACCCCGCAGUCGGUGCUGGUGCUGCCACGGCCCCUGCCCCCCCAGUUGAGACUGGAGCUGGUGCCCCACUUGGGGCAGCAGUUGCCGGCGCCCGGCGCGGCGCUGGCGAUGCCGCCGGUGGUGGUGCACCACCACCAGCUGAGCGACGUCCUGGACGACGACGGGGCGGUGUCGCUGGCCGACGCGCUGCCGCUGCUGGCCAAGAAGCAAUGGAAGCCACGCAAGAAGCGCCAGUGCCCCGAGUGCAAGUUGUUCUUCUCCAACUUGGCCACCCACAAGCUGACCCACUUGAAGCCGGCGCUGCGCCCGCACGUGUGCAAGUACUGCCAGCGCGGGUUUGCCCGCCCCAACGACUUGUUCCGCCACAUCAAGUGCCACUGGAAGGAGAUCGGCUCCGACAAGGGGCAAUUCAAGUGUCCGUUUAAGCGCGCCGCCAACGAGGACGGCGAGGACCACUGCUGCCACAACACGGGGAUCUUCCUGCGGUGCGACACUUUCAAGAACCACUUGAAGGCGAUCCACUUCCAGUACCCCAACGGCACCAAAAAGGACCAGCGCACAAAAGUACCCGGCAAGUGCCGGAUGUGCGGGGCGCACUUUGCCAACGUCGACGACUGGAUGGUCAACCACAUCGAGGCCAACAGCUGCUGCUACGCCAAGGUGAAGCAAGAGCUGUGA